Alligator mississippiensis (American alligator) is the source of this 2233-nucleotide messenger RNA. It is a transcript of the gene AZIN1, whose product is annotated as antizyme inhibitor 1. The transcript has 12 exons. Gene Ontology annotation, biological process: positive regulation of polyamine transmembrane transport; negative regulation of protein catabolic process. Gene Ontology annotation, cellular component: cytoplasm. NCBI's taxonomy places the organism in Eukaryota, Metazoa, Chordata, Crocodylia, Alligatoridae. The record is from RefSeq and is marked reviewed. Bases 381 to 1730 code for a protein of 449 amino acids. Gene Ontology annotation, molecular function: ornithine decarboxylase activity; ornithine decarboxylase activator activity.
CCCCGCCGGCCGCCCCCGCAGCCUAUGGCCCUGGCAGGCGCCGCUGCCGCCGCCCCGAUUUCUGCUGCACGAUCCCACCUCCCUCUUUAAAAAUUCCGCCGAAAAAGAGAAGACGAUUUUCCAAAGCUUUCGGGCCGUCGCCUCACGGCAAAAUCUCUGAUCAGGUUUACAACUAUCCAGAAGGCCUAGGAGAAGUGCUUUAUAGAGAACAGUUCGACUUCAACGCUGAGCCACCUUGGGAACCUAGCUGAUGAUAGUAGGGUUCCAUCUCCUAACUUGUCCAUUUUGUUGCAUAAUUUAAGGACCCGGAUAUAAGGCUUGGCGGCCCAUCCCUUGUGUUUCUUGGUUUAUGACUGUCGGCUUUGCGGAAUACGGCUGAGAUGAAAGGACUUCCUGAGGAUGCAAACUACUCCAUUGGCCUACUGGAUGAAGGAAUAACUCCUGCAGAUGUUAUUGACAACUAUAUUUUUGAGCAAACUCAUACUGGAAAAAAAGCAUUUUUUGUUGGUGAUCUUGGAAAGCUUAUGAAGAAACACAUUGAAUGGCAGAACAUGAUGGCACCAAUAAAACCAUUUUACCCUGUACGAUGCAAUUCUACUCCAGCCGUACUUGAGAUUCUAGCAGCUCUUGGCACCGGAUUUGUGUGUUCCAGUAAAACUGAAAUGGCAAUGUUACAGGACUUGGCCAUAGCUCCUGAAAAUAUCAUGUAUAUAAAUCCUUGCAAGCAAGCUUCUCACAUAAAGUACGCAGCGAAAGCUGGGAUAAACAUCAUGACUUGUGAUAAUGAUAUUGAGCUACAGAAGAUUGCACGUAAUCAUCCAAAUGCAAGGCUCUUACUACACAUUGCCACAGAAGAAAUUAAUGGAGUUGAGGAGAUGAGUAUGAAGUUUGGCACCACACUGAAGAACUGUAGGCAUCUCAUGGAACUUGCUAAGGAGCUUGAAGUCCAAAUAGUUGGUGUUAAAUUUCAUGUUUCUAACUCCUGCAAGGAACCUCAAGUGUAUCUACAUGCUGUAUCUGAUGCUCGGUGUGUGUUUGACAUGGCUGAAGAAUUUGGUUUUAAGAUGAACAUAUUGGACAUUGGUGGAAGCUUCACAGGUUCAGAGCUUCAGCUGAAAGAGGUUAAUCGUGUCAUCAGUCCAUUGCUGGUUGACUACUUUCCUGAAGAAUCUGGCGUGAAUGUGAUUGCUGAGCCUGGAUGUUACUAUGUUUCAUCUGCAUUUACUCUAGCAGUUAAUAUAAUUGCAAAGAAGGCUGUGGAAUAUGAUAAACAUCUUUCCUCUGGAAUGGAACAAGCCAGGAGCGAUGAGCCAAUCUUUAUGUACUACAUGAACGAUGGUGUUUAUGGUUCUUUUGCAAAUAAAUUGUCUGAGAAGUUGAAUGCUAUCCCAGAGGUUCACAAGAAAUACAAGGAAGAUGAGCCUCUGUUUGCAAGCAGCCUUUGGGGUCCAUCCUGUGAUGAGCUUGAUGAAAUUGUGGAAAGCUGUCUUCUCCCUGAGCUGAGUGUUGGAGAUUGGCUGAUUUUUGACAAUAUGGGUUCUGGUACCUUGGGUGAACGUUCCACCUUUAAUGAUUAUCAGAGGCCACUGACUUACUAUGUGAUGUCUUUCAGUGACUGGUAUGAGAUGCAAGAUGCUGGAAUUACUUCAGACACAUUGAUGAAGAACUUCUUCUUUGUGCCUUCAUGCAUUCAGCUGAGCCCAGAAGACCGCUUUUCCACUGCAGCUUAAACAGGCAUUAACGCUUCAUUUAGACCUGCAGUUGCAAGUCUGUAGUUUGUCUGGUCAACAUUCCAGUAUGGAAGAAAAAUGGAACAAUCCUGAAUUCAUAUCGUCUUCAAAACUUGAAAAAUUAGUAAGGAUAAUUGGGACCAGGCAAAACCAGCUACAACUACAAUUCAUUGGGGGUGGGAGGGAUAGGAAAAGGUGUCAGGAUUUAAACUUGCCAGUUUGUUUAACCCCUGAGCGUUUUAAAUUAAAUAUGCAACAAAAUGGAUGACUUAGUGGAGAUGGAAACCCACCACUUGGGUUCCCUGUUAAACAGUUUACAUACAAGUACACAGUUUUUAUACUAAGGAUUCCUGUUAGAAAGUCUUGUAAAGUUAUUGUCUUUUGCCCAGAUACAUCAAAUGUCAGUGGGAGACCAGUGUGACUUCAUUUAGAUGUUUAGUAUAUUUAGAAUGUGUAAAUUUGUGCUUUGAACUGUAGUUUAAUAAAUGUAAAAUUGCAUCAUA